Messenger RNA from Umbelopsis ramanniana AG, 606 nucleotides. RefSeq lists its product as uncharacterized. NCBI's taxonomy places the organism in Eukaryota, Fungi, Mucoromycota, Umbelopsidomycetes, Umbelopsidales, Umbelopsidaceae. The coding region runs from base 156 to 572 and encodes 138 amino acids. The transcript has 2 exons. The record is from RefSeq and is a predicted model, not a curated record. Gene Ontology annotation, biological process: proteasome assembly.
AUCACGUGCACCUCAUCGCAAAGACAUUAGAGGCGGGCAGCUGUACGUAUUUCUUCCAGUCACGCACGUAAGCUUAAAUCACCACGACCCAGAUCCCUCUCCCAAGCAUCACGAUCGCCAAAUCUCUUCCAAUUACAUACAACUAGACUAUUGUCAUGACCUCCAACAACGAAAAAUUUCCAGUCACCAACAAGCAAGCGGCCAGGAUCGUUCAAGGUCUUCACACCGAAGUUCUUGUCUCGGGAUUCAAGGACAAAAUCUUCGUGGUCGUAACGCAGUAUGGCCGUAUUGGUAGUCUCAUAAAUACGACAUUUGACAUACCGCCAAAUCUAGCCCGCAGCCCAAGCACUGUACCUACAACCAGCAAAUUCCUUAUGAACUCUGCAGCAACCGAACUUUCAGAUCUUUAUCUCUUAUAUGCGGCGUCUGUAUCCAGAGCCAUCGCUACUAGCAAUCCACGAGAAAGCCGACCGGUCGUGCUUGGAAUUGCACUGAAGGAUACAGGUGACAUUCAGAAACGGAAAGAACUGUAUGAAAACAUCAUGGAAAUGAUCCGUGAUACCAUCGCCUAGUGACAGCAACUGUUUUAGAUAACGGUUGAAAGAA